Messenger RNA from Arabidopsis lyrata subsp. lyrata, 656 nucleotides. Its product is annotated as dirigent protein 14. The record is from RefSeq and is a predicted model, not a curated record. Lineage: Eukaryota; Viridiplantae; Streptophyta; Magnoliopsida; Brassicales; Brassicaceae.
AUGGUAAAUUAAAUCUACAAACAAGUAUUCUCCUUGAUCUUCUUCUUGUCUAUUUUACUUAGCCAAUCAAAUACGGUCUCAUCUUUCCGAAAAUCACUCAACCUAGCAAAACCAUGCAAGCGUUUCAUCCUCCACCUCCAUGACAUUGCCUACGAUGGUGAUAACGCGGCUAAUGCCACGUCGGCAGCAAUUGUGAACCCUUUAGGACUAGGAGAAUUCAGUUUUGGAAAGUUUGUGAUUAUGGACGACCCUGUGACAAUGGACCAGAACUAUCUUUCGAAACUGGUGGCUCGUGUUCAAGGCUUCUUUUACCAUGGUAAGGCAAAAUACGACGCUUGGAAUGCUUGGACAGUGGUAUUCAAUUCAACACAACACAAAGGUUCAUUUACCAUAAUGAGUGAAAAUCCGUUUAUGGAGCCGACUAGAGACCUACCGAUUGUUGGUGAUGGUGACUUCCUCAUGACUCGUGGUUACGCUACGUUAACGACCGAUCACUUUGACGGCAGUAAGUAUUUUCGUGUCAAACUGGAUAUUAAACUCUACGAAUGUUACUAUAACUAGGACGAAACCCGCGCUUCGCUACGGGUAUUGUUUUGAAUGUAAGUUUGUUAAUUGAUAUCUACCUUAAGCAUCAAAUAUUAAUUGAAUUUGCAUAU